Molecule: messenger RNA, 214 nt
Organism: Geodia barretti
Lineage: Eukaryota; Metazoa; Porifera; Demospongiae; Tetractinellida; Geodiidae
Source: the annotation of a GenBank genome assembly
ACCCGUGACUUUUUUACGCCUCCCCCAGUUCCUAUACCGAAGGGAUCCGACUCUAUUGGACUCAAAAGUGAAGGACAGGAUCCCGUCGGCCCCCAAAAACACUGCAAAGUCUGCCCUAAAGCUGAAGGAGGAGGCGGCCUGUUUUCACACCCUACACAUUCCAAGAGACUUUUACAUGUGCAGAUGAAUCCCUCAACUUUAUGAAACAAAUCUG